Molecule: messenger RNA, 9796 nt
Organism: Peromyscus californicus insignis
Lineage: Eukaryota; Metazoa; Chordata; Mammalia; Rodentia; Cricetidae
Product: olfactory receptor 5AN1-like
Exons: 2
Coding region: 1709-2716 (335 amino acids)
Biological process (GO): G protein-coupled receptor signaling pathway; sensory perception of smell
Cellular component (GO): membrane
Molecular function (GO): G protein-coupled receptor activity; olfactory receptor activity; odorant binding
Source: RefSeq, a predicted model, not a curated record
UCUCCAGAUCAUGUUUCAGCUGCUGUUGCUAAGACCAUCAGGCAGACCCAGGCUGGCUCUCAGAAAGUAUCUUUUUUACUUGUUAGGGCCGGAUGGCCCACAAGCCUGUUAGGGAUGAGUCAUCCCACAGGUAAGCACUACUGCGAUGCUCAGGUGAGGUGCAGGGCCUGCUUUCCUGAGCGCUGUAGGCAGCGAGGGGCAAGGAGGGAUCAUCUCUCCCCUGCAUGACAGAUGAGAAGUGGGGCUAGCUCUCCCAUGCUUACGCCCUCAGGGUUGACUCACCUGCAUCGUCACCAGCAGGGCCAGCUUUACAGUGUUGCUGAGGAGGGCUUGCUCUCCCUAAUGCUGAAGCCAGUGAGAUACUGGGCCAGCUCCCUGGUUCUCAUGACCUCAGGUCCAGCUCUCCUACAGUGGUGAAGGGUGAGGGGGGAGGGCGUCUUUCCCUCACCCACACCACUGCAUGGCAGACAAGGAGGUGGGAUCAGCCUUCCCGCUCUCAUGCCCUCAGGGUUAGCCCGCCCACACCUGCCAACAGGGUCAGCUCUGUCAUGAUGCCCAGUAAGGCACAGGACCCACCUCCUCUCUCCAAUGCUGCAAGGGUAGGAUCAGUUCUCCCUAGUGUCGCGCCAGUGAGGGACAGAUCCAACUCUGUGCCGCCCUAUCCUCUCAGCCUUCAGUGGGAACAGGAGCCAAGGACGUCAACACAGACCAGGGCUGCAGCAGGGCCACAGGUGCAGAUGUGGCCCUUGGCUGCAGCUCGGGUCUGGACAGCACCCACCUCAGCCUGCUCCUCACUGCUUUCACCUCAUCUCCCACUCAGUCUUACUGGCAUUGUGCAGGUUCCUUUCUUCUCUUCCAGGCCACUAUGCAACUUCCAACAAAGGUCACUUAUUCAGAAACCUGGACUGGUGAGGUGAUUCUGCUGAAAGAGUAUAAUGGUGACCAACAGCCCAGCGCCAGAGGCACUGGGUGGGCUCACGGGUGAAUUCUUCCCACCCUGGAUCUAGAGACCUGGGGCAGAGCUAUGUUUGUCCUGUGGAGCCUUCCAGGCCUAGAAACACCAAAUGGUUCAUGGGUGAAUUCUUCUCACAGUCUAAGGACUUGGGAUGGAGCUGUGCUUGUCCUCUGGGGUCCGCCAGGUCUAGUGAUGCCAAGCAAGUCAAGUAGUAGUUUUCAAAAUGACUUUCCCAAAAGUCCUUAGUGUUAGGUAUCCCCUCACACACCCUCCUCUGCCCUGCCCUCCUCUUUUCAUUUAACCCUUAAUGUUCCGUUGUUCCUCCCCCUUUCUUAGCACCUGCAUGCUACCCUCCUCAUUUAAAAUCUCCUCCAUGACUCUUAUUAGUUUCCUGAAUUCUAUGGACAAUCCAGUUUAAACAUUUGAAACUAACACUCAUAUAUGAGAAAGAACACAUGAAGCUUGUCAGAAUGAUUAUUUACAGCUCCAUCCAUUUACCUGCAAAUAUCAUAAUUUCAUUUUUCUUUACAGCUAAAUAAAAUACCAUUGUGUACAUGUGACACAUUUUUAUUAUUCAUCAGUUGAUGGACAUCUUGGCUGUUUCCAUUUCCUGGCUAUUGGGAAUAGAUGGCAACGAACGUGGAUGGGCAAGUACCUCAAAGCAUAUAGAGUCCUUUGGGUAUAUGCUCAGCAGUGGUAUAGCUGGAUCACAUGCUAUUUUGAGCUUUUUGAGCAACCUCAACACUGAUCUCCAUGGUGGUUGCACCAAUUUUAACUCUCACCAGCAGUAAGAACAGGAGCACAGAAGUAAUGACUGGGGGAGGAAAUAUUACCAAGAUCACCCAGUUCAUCCUCCUGGGAUUCUCAGAUUUCCCCCGAGUCAUAGCACUGCUCUUUGUUAUAUUCCUCAUCCUUUACAUUAUAACACUGACCUGGAACCUGUUGCUUCUUGUUCUAAUAAGGAUGGAUUCCCACCUCCACACACCCAUGUAUUUCUUCCUCAGUAAUCUGUCCUUUAUAGACCUCUGCUAUAUCACCUCAACAGUCCCCAAGAUGCUUUCCAACUUCUUCCAGGAAAACCAAACUAUCAGCUUCAUUGGCUGUAUAGUUCAAUACUUCAUCUUUUCCACUAUGGCGCUGUGUGAAUGCUGCCUCAUGACAGCCAUGGCCUAUGACAGGUAUGCUGCCAUUUGUAACCCACUGCUCUAUUCAUCAGUCAUGUCACCCACCCUCUGUGCUCGUAUGGUGUUGGGAAGCUAUACAGCAGGACUCAUAGGUUCCUUAUCUCAGAUAUGUGCCUUGCUGCAACUCCACUUCUGUGGACCUAAUGUCAUCAGACAUUUCUUCUGUGACAUAUCACAGCUGUUAAAUCUAUCCUGCACUGACACUUUCUUUGCACAGGUCCUGCUUGCUAUAUUAACAAUAUUGUUUGGGCUUACAAAUGCCUUAGUCAUCAUGAUAUCCUAUGGCUAUAUAGUCUUGUCAAUCAUGAAGAUCACUUCAACUAAAGGCAGGUCUAAGGCAUUUAACACCUGUGCUUCUCACCUGACAGCUGUUUCCCUCUUCUAUAUUUCUGGUAUCAUUGUCUAUUUGAGUUCCAGCUCUGGUGGCUCCUCCAGCUUUGACAGGUUUACAUCUGUCUUCUACACUGUGGUGAUUCCCAUGUUGAAUCCUUUGAUAUAUAGUCUGAGGAACAAGGAAAUCAAAGAUGCCAUGAAGAGGUUGCAGAAGAAGACAAUCUGCCGCCAAGAUCAUAGAUAAGAAAAUUUCAACACAAUGUCAUGUCAGAGUUACUGUUACCGGCAAUCAUGUGCACAUUACUAGAACACAACAAAGUCUAUGGCACUUUGGAUAAAGACGACUUUGAUACAGACAGCAUGCCAAUAUAAACCAACAAUUGAUUUCAUGCCAUGGAAAUGCAUUAUAUUUAGGACCAGUAGGGUCAUAAUUCCCAGGUUACAAAGUGGCCAUCUCAUCAUUAAUUAUUCUACUUAUAGGUAUUUGAGAAAUAUCAAGUUGAGAAACUUGUACAAGUAUGAAAACUAUUAAAUUACAAGGCUAUCCCUCUCUGGAAGAUUCCUGACAGAUUCCCUGACCCCAGAGUUUACCAAUCUUCUUUCAUAAAUAGCUUGAUGUAGUAUAAUAAAGACCAGACCAUGACCACCGUAUUUUCUGUGAUACUGAUCAGGUGAGUUUGAAAGAAACAAAGUGCCCUAGGACACAGGCCCUCUGGGCAUGACCCAAGCUUCCUUCUCCCACCCAUUAUUGCCUCAGGUGCAGGCCAGCAGAGAAGACUCCCACAGGCAGGCAUCCUCACCAAUACCCACAUUAGACUGGACCCUGCAAUCUACAAGACCCACUUCCCGCCCCAAACCCACCCAUGCCCCUGUGAUCCCAGGGGCUCCCCAAGACACAGAAUCCACCAGCUCUGAUUGGACCAAGAGCUCUGAUUAGACCAAGAGGAUCAAGAGCUCUGAUAGGACCAAGAGUGGCUCCAUGAGAAACAGAAUCUGUCAACCCUGAUUGGAGCAAGAGCCAUGAUUGGACCAAGAGUGGCCCUCUGAGACACAGACACAGUUAGCACAGAGUGGACCAAGAGCAGCUCCCUCAGAAACAGACACUUCUUGCACCUAUUGGAGGAAGAGAUGGGUAGACUCUAGUGCAAAAUACAUACAACUACGUAAAUAGCAAUAUGGCACCACUAGAACCUAGUGGUUAUACAACAGCAAGACCUGAACAUCACAACGUGGAAGAAACAGAAGAAAGAGAUCUUAAAAAUAACUUUAUGAAGAUGAUGGAGGACUUUAAAGAUGAAAUGAACAGUUCCCUUAAAGAAAUUGAGGAAAAGACAAACAAAAAGAUUGGAUGAAAUCAAUAAAUCCCUUAAAGAAAGCCAAGAAAACAGUUCAAGACCUGAAAAUUUGAAAUAGAAACAAUAAAGAACACACAAAGUGAGAGAAUGAUGGAAAUAGAAAAUCUUAGUAAAUGAACUACAGAUGCAAGUAUAACCAACAGAAUGCAAGAGAUGGAAGAAAGAAUCUCUGGCAUGGAGGAUACAAUAGAGGAAAUAGAUUUGUCAGUCUGAGAAAACACUAAAGCCAAAAAGGUCAUAACACAAAACAUCCAGGGAAUCUAGGACACCAUGAAAAGGCCAAACCUAAGAAUAAUAGGGAUAGAAGAAGGAGAAGAAAACCAACUCAAAGGCACAGAAAAUGUAUUCAACAAAAUCAUAGAAGAAAACUUUCCUAACUUAAAGAAGGAAAUACCUAUGAAGAUACAAGAAGUUUAUAGAACACCAAAUAGACUAGACCCCAACAAAAAAGUUCCCUUGCCACAUAAUAAUCAAACCAGUAAACAUACAGAAUAAAGAAAGAAUAUUAAGAACAGCAAAGGAAAAAGGCCAAGUGACUUAUAAAGGCAGACCCAUCACAAUAGUACCUGACUUCUCAGUGGAGACUCUGAAAGUCAGAAGGUCGUGGACAGACGGAAUGUAGACAUUAAGAGACCACGGAUGCCAGCACACACUACUAUACCCAGCAAAACUUUCAAUCACUGUAGACAAAGUGCACAAGGCAAAGCCAGAUUUUUAAAAAAAAACUAUCCACAAAUCCAGCCCUACAAAAAGUACUAGAAGGAAAAUUCCAACCUAAGGUAUUUAGAUGCACUCACAAAAACACAGGCAAUAGAUAACCUUGUAGCAGCAAAUCCCAAAGAAUGGAAAUACACACACACUAUCCACAAAAGAUAACAGGAAUUAACAAUCACUGGUCAUUAAUAUCCCUUAAUAUCAAUGGACUCAAUUUGCCUAUAAAAGACAAAGGCUAACAGAAUGGAUAAAAAACAGGAUCCAUCCUUCUGCUGCAUACAAGGAACACACCUCAACUUCAAAGACAGACACUACCUCAGAGUAAAGGCUGGGAAAAGACUUUCCAAUCAAAUGGACUUAAGAAGCAAACUGGUAUAGCUAUGCUAAUAUCUAACAAAAUAGACUUCAGACUAAAAUUGAUCAAAAGAGAUCGGGAAGGACAUUACAUAUUCAUUACAGGAAAAAUUCUUCAAGAUAAAGUCUUAAUUAUGAAUAUUUUUGUCCCAAAUACAAGGGCACCCAUAUAUGUAAAAGAAACAUUACUAAAGCUUAAAUCACACAUCAAACCUCACACACUAAUAGUGAGAGACUUCAACACCUCACUCUCACCAAUGGACAGAUCUGCCAGACAGAAACUUAACAGAGAAAUAAGGGAUCUAACAGAUGUUAUGACUCAAAUGGACUUAAAAGAUAUCUACAGAACAUUCCACCCUAACAAAAAAGAAUAUACCUUCUUCUCAGCACCCCAUGGAACCUUCUCUAAAAUUGACCACAUAUGCAGUCACAAAGCAAAUCUCAUCAGAUACAAAAAAAUUAGAACAACCUCCUGUAUUUUAUCAGACUACCAUGGCUUAACGUUAGAUUUCAACAACAACAAAAAUUACAGAAAUCCUACAAUCACAUGGAAACUGAAUAAUGCUCAACUGAAUCACCAAUGGGUCAAGGAAGAAAUAAAGAAGUUAAAGACUUCCUAGAAUCAAUGAAAAUGAAUAUACUACAUACCCAAACUUAUGGGACACUAUGAAAGCAGUGCUAAGAAGAAAAUUCAUGGCACUAAAUGCCCACAUAAAGAAGUUGGAGAAAUAUCACACUACCAAUUUAACACCACACCUUAAAGCUCUAGAACAAAAAGAAGCAAACUCACCCAGGAUAAAUAGAUGCCAGGAAAUAAUCAAUUUGAGAGCUGAAAUCAAUAAAACAUAAACAAAGAGAACAAUACAAAGAAUCAAUGAAACAAAGAGUUGAUUCUUGGAGAAAAUCAAUAAGAUAAACAAGCCCUUAUCCAAACUAACCAAAAGGCAAAGAGAGGAUAUCCAAAUUAACAAAAUCAGAAAUGAAAAGGGAGACAUAACAACAGACACUGAGGAAAUCUAGAGAAUCAACAGGUCAUACUUCAAAAACCUGUACUCCACAAAACUGGAAAAUCUAAAAGAAUCAGACAAUGUUCUGGAUAGGUACCACAUACCAAACUUAAAUCAAGACCAGAUAAACAAUUUAAAUAGACUUAUAACCCCUAAGGAAAUAGAAACUGUCAUUAAAAUUCUCCCAACUAAAAAAAGCCCAGGACCAGAUGGUUUCAGCACAGAAUUCUACCAGAAUUUCAAAGAAGAGCUAGUACCAGUACUCUUCAAACUGUUUUAUACAAUCGAAACAGAAGGAACACAGUCAAACUCUUUUCAUGAGGCUACAGUUACCCUGAUACCCAAACCACACAAAGAUGCAACAAUGAAAGAUAAUUACAGACCAAUCUCCCUCAUGAACAUUGAUGCAAAAAAAAAAACUCAAUAAAAUACUGGCAAGCUGAAUCUAAGAACACAUAAAAAAAAUUGUCCACCAUGAUCAAGUAGGCUUCAUCCCAGAGAUACAUGGAUGGCUCAACAUAUGAAAAUCUGUCAAUGUAAUACACCAUAUAAACAAACUGAAAGAAAAAAACCCACCUGAUCAUCUCAUUUGAUGUUGAAAAAGCCUUUGACAAAAUCCAGCACUCCUUGAUGAUAAAGGUCUUGGAGACAACAGGAAUACAAAAAACAUGCCUAAACAUAAUAAAGGCAAUUUACAGCAAUGUUGGAUGUUGACUUGCUGUAAGUCAACAUCCAACAUCAAACUAAAUGGAGAGAAACUCAAAGUGAUUCUACUAAAAUCAGGAACAAGACAAGGCUGUCCGCUCUUCCCAUAGCUAUUCAACAUAGUACUCGAAAUUGUAGCUAUAGCAAUAAUACAACAAAAGGAGAUCAAAGGGAUAAAAAGUAGAAAGGAAGAAGUCAAACUUUCACUAUUUGCAGACAAUAUGAUAGUAUACAUAAGUGACCCCAAAAAUUCUACCAGGGAACUCCUACAUCUGAUAAACAUCUUCAGUAAUGUGGCAGGAUACAAGAUUAAAUUAAAAACAAACAAACAAACCAGUAUCUCUCCUCUCUACAAAUGAUAAACUAGCUGAGAAAGAAAUCAGAGAAACAUUACCCUUGACAAUAGCCACAAAUAAUAUAAAAUACCUUGGGUAAUUCUAACUAAGCAAGUAAAAGACCUGUAUGACAAGAACUUUAAGUCUUUGAAGAAAGAAAUUGAAGAAGAUACCAGAAAAUGGAAAGAUCUCCCAUGCUCAUGAUAGGUAAAAUCAGCAUAAUAAAAAUGGCAAUCUUAUCAAAAGCAAUCUACAGAUUCAAUGCAAUCCCUAUUAAAAUCUCAACACAAUUCUUCACAGACCUGGAAAGAACAACACUCAACUUUGUACGGAAAAAUAAAAAACCCAGGAUAGCCAAAAUAAUUUUGUACAAUAAAGCCACCUCUGGAGGCAUCACCAUCCCUGACUUCAAGCUCCACUAUAGAGUUAUAGUAAUAAAAACAACUUGGUACUGGCAUAAAAACCGACAUGUGGACCAAUGGAAUCAAGUUGAAGACCCUGACAUUAAUCCACACACCUAUGAACACCUGAUUUUUGACAAAAAAGCCAAGACUGUACCUUGGAAAAAAGAAAAUAUCUUCAACAAAUGGUGCUGGCAUAACUGGAUAUCAACAUAUAGAAGAUUGCAAAUAGAUCCAUAUCUAUCACUGUGUAAAAACCCAAGUCCAAGUGAAUCAAAGACCUCAACAUAAAUCCAGUUACACUGAACCUGAUAGAAGAGAAAAUAGGAAGUAGCUUUGAAUGCAUUUGCACAGGAGACCACUUCUUAAAUAUAACACCAGUAGUCCAGAAACUGAGAGCAACAAUCAAUAAAUGGGACCUCCUGAAACUGAGAAGCUUCUGUAAGGUAAAGGACAUGGUAAAUAAGACAAAAAUGACAGCUUACAGAAUGGGAAAAUGUAGUCGAAAGUUUCUUGGGUCCCUCCAAGCCCCUGCAGUCCCGUGGCCUGUUUAUAGAAUAAUCAUUCAGAAGCUUAUAUUAAUUAUAAUUGCUUGGCCAUUAGCUCAGGCUUAUUACUGUCUAGCUCUUACACUUAAAUUAACCCAUAAUUCUUAUCUAUGUUUAGCCAUAUGGCUUGGUACCUUUUCUCAGUUCUGCCUUGUCAUCUUGCUUUCUCUAUGUCUGGCUGGCGACCCUGAUUCAGCCCGUCCUCUUCCCAGAAUUCUCCUCGUCUGCUUCUCCCACCUAUACUUCCUAUCUGGCUACUGGCCAAUCAGCGUUUUAUUUAUCAACCAUUCAGAGAAACACAUAUUCACAGCAUACAGAAAGAUAUCCCCAGCACCUCCCCUUUUGUGUCUAAUCAAAAAGGACAUUUUUAACUUUAACGUAGUAAAAUCACAUAUAAUAGAACAGUUAUCAAGCAAGAAUUACAGUUACAAUAUCCAAUAUAUUUGUAUUUGGCAAAAUUAAAGAAAAUAUUCUCUCAUCUAUCCUAUAUUUGUGAGUCUAAAGUUUCAUAUCUAAUUUAUCUUUUAUCAUGACUAAAGAAAAUUAUGAUUAUCUAGUCUUCUACUAUAUCAAAGAACCCAGAAGGAUAUAAUAUUACCUAAGUAAACAGGAAGAGCAUUGUAAGCAACUUCCAAAAAUCUAGAAUGACAGAGACAGCUGACUGCCUGGACAGUCACCCAAAAUGUAAUCAGAAGGUUUCUCAGGGCUGCUUAUAAAAUAAUUACUCAGAGGCAUAUAUUAAUUACCGAUUGCACGGCCUAUGGCAGGCCUCUUGCUAGCUAGCUCUUAUAACUUAAAUUAACCCAUUUCUAUUCAUCUAUAUUUUGCCACAUGUUCCAUGGCAUGCUGUUUCUUCGGCUGCGGCUGGCAUCUCCCUUGCCUUCUUCCUCUCUUUCUGUCUAUCCCUUGGAUUUCUGCCUGCCUCUAAGCUGCCUUGCCAUAGGCCAAUGCAUCUUUAUUUAUCAACCAAUCAGAGCGACACAUAUUCACAACAUACAGAAAGACAUCCCCCAGCAGGAAAAGAUUUUCACCAACCCUACAUCUGACAGAGGGCAGAUCUCCAAAAUAUAUGAAGAACUCAAGAAACUAGACUUCAAAAUACCAAACAAUCCAAUCAAAAAAUGAGCUACAGAGCUAAACAGAGAAUUCUCAACAGAAGAAUCUCAAAUGACUGAAAGACAUUUCAGAAAUUGCUCAACAUCCUUUGUCAUCAAGGAAAUGCAGGUCAAAAUGACUCUGAGAUACCAUCUUACACCUGUCAGAAUGCCUAAGAUCCAAAAAACUCAUAACAGCUUACGUUGGAGAGGAUGUGGAGCAAGAGGAACACUCCUCCACUGUUGGUGGGAGUGCAAACUUAUAUAACCACUUUGGAAAUCAGUAUGGUGGUUUCUAAGAAAAUUGGGAAUCACUCUACCUCAAGAAUCUUGGGCAUAUACCCAAGGAAUGCUCAAUCACACCACAAGGACACUUGCUCAACUAUGUUCAUAGCAGCAUUACUCAUAAUAGCCAGAACUGGAAACAACCUAGAUGCCCCUCAACCAAAGAAUCGAUAAAGAAAAUGUGGUACAUAUACACAAUGGAGUACUACUUAGCAGUAUAAACAAUGAUAUCAUGAAAUGUGCAGGCAAAUGGAUAGAACUAGAAAAUAUCAUCCUGAGUGAGGUAACCCAGACUCAGAAGGACAAACAUGUUAUGUACUCACUCAUAAGUGGAUAAUAGAUGUAAAGCAAAGGAUAACCAGACUGUAACCCACAGCUCCAGGGAGACUAGCUAGCAGGGAGGACCCUAGGAAGGAUGUAUGGAUUGCACAGCGAAGGAGAAAUAGAUGAGAUCUACAUGCACAAACUGGGGGUGGGGGGUAAUUGAGGGCAAGGGAUGGGGGAUGAGAACAUAGGGGAACAGGAG